Messenger RNA from Drosophila elegans, 1697 nucleotides. RefSeq names its product very-long-chain 3-oxoacyl-CoA reductase (gene spidey). The transcript is spliced from 5 exons. The coding region runs from base 399 to 1364 and encodes 321 amino acids. The record is from RefSeq and is a predicted model, not a curated record. Lineage: Eukaryota; Metazoa; Arthropoda; Insecta; Diptera; Drosophilidae. Gene Ontology annotation, cellular component: endoplasmic reticulum. Gene Ontology annotation, molecular function: oxidoreductase activity.
GUGGACAAUUGACAUUCAAUUGCUUUUUCAAUUUGUUUUUAUUUCCUCUUCUACUUUAUUUGUUUCUCCUUCCGAAGAAAACGCAUUUUGAAUAAUAAUCAGGGAAGAACAAAAGCUACGAGUUCAAAAAUCGAGAAAUCGAAAAUCACUGCUGAUUUUAAAGGGUGUGUGUUGUGUGGAUUUACUACGAUACAAUACGACCACAAACACAAUUGUACAAACGCAGCGCAGUCGGAAAAGGCAGAGAAAAAAGCAGCGGCGUCGGCAAUUCGGCAUUUUAGCUGAAAACCAAAUCGGAGAAUCAGAAACUAAUCAGCCGGCAUAGGCUAUAGCCGAACGCCCGAUCCCGAUCCCAGUAUAUUGCACCCAGAGGAGCCAGGAAAUACAUAAUACCCAUUAUGGAGGAGAACAAUUCCCGAGUGCUGGGACUGCUGGGCGGUCUGGCCAUCGGAAUCGUGGGCUUCCAGGUGUUCCGGAAGGUCCUGCCCUGGAUCUACGCCAAUGUGGUGGGGCCCAAGGUUUUCGGAUCCACCGUGGAUCUUUCCAAAAUGGGCGAGUGGGCAGUUGUCACCGGGUCGACCGAUGGAAUUGGAAAGGCCUACGCGAAGGAGCUGGCUCGCAGGGGCUUGAAGCUAGUGCUGAUAAGUAGAUCCCUGGAAAAACUGAAUGUGGUGGCCAAGGAGAUAGGAGAUAAAUACGGCGUGGAGGUGCGUGUGAUCGAUGUGGACUUCACCGGCGGUGCCGAGAUCUACGAGAAGAUCCGCGAAAAGACCACUGGCCUGAACAUCGGAGUGCUGGUCAACAACGUGGGCAUCAGCUACAGCCAUCCGGAGUACUUCCUGGACUGCUAUAAGGCCGAUCCGAAGUUCCUGCGCGACAUUGUGGCUGCCAACAUUCACUCGGUGACGCACAUGACCGCACUAUUCCUGCCGGGCAUGAUUGCCCAGCGUCGCGGAGUGAUCAUCAACCUGUCCUCCACCGCCGGAGUCAUUCCCAAUCCCCUACUGAGCGUUUAUAGUUCCACCAAGGCCUUCGUGAACAAAUUCAGCGACGAUCUGCAGACGGAGUACAAGGAGCACGGCAUCCUCAUCCAGAGUGUCCAGCCGGGCUUCGUGGCCACCAACAUGUCGAAGAUCCGCAAGGCCAGCGUGUUCGCUCCCUCGCCGGAGACGUAUGUGCGCUCGGCUCUGUCCACCUUGGGCAUUGCCACCCAGACGGCUGGCUACCUGCCACAUGCCCUGCUCCAGCUGGUCAUCCACUUCACGGAGGCCGUUUUCGGAGAGCAGUUCGCCCGCAGCGUGGUGCUGAAGAACAUCCUGGGCACUCGGAAACGUGCCCUGCGCCGCCUGGCCAAGGAGCAGUAAAGGAUUGGGACUCGAUCAAGGAGCCGAAAGCAUUUAUUGGGAGUCACACAGGGGUGGUGAAGAGUUCGUUGGGUUGUGGGGGAAUCUGGCAAGUCAUAUAUGUAGCUUGUGAAAGCACCGCUUGUCAUACGAACAAACAAACAGAAAGCUUGAAAUACCAAAAAAAUGUUUCCCAAAUAAACUAAGUCUAGUUAGUUUUUGUCAUUGAAAAACACUGAAAGAUUCGCAAACAGCCAUGUCAUGUAAACAAUAAAAAAAAUGUGUGCAAACACAAAGUCACUGGAUAUACAUAUAUGUACCCUGUACAUAUGUAUAUCAUGUUUUUCAUCAUAA